Morone saxatilis (striped sea-bass) is the source of this 2264-nucleotide messenger RNA. Its product is annotated as tumor necrosis factor receptor superfamily member 11B-like. The transcript has 6 exons. Bases 40 to 1320 code for a protein of 426 amino acids. Gene Ontology annotation, molecular function: protein binding. The record is from RefSeq and is a predicted model, not a curated record. NCBI's taxonomy places the organism in Eukaryota, Metazoa, Chordata, Actinopteri, Moronidae.
CCCCCCUCUCUCUCUGUGCUGUAUAAGUACAGAUCGGUGAUGGAGACCCCCAUCACACCAGCAGUUCACUUUUACGCAGUGGAGACGAGCGCUCGGAUAGCGAAAUCCAACCCGGCCAUGAAACUGAUAGUGCUCUUCACAGCUUCUCUUUCCUGGGCCUUCCAGCAGCCGGCUGUACUUCCAAAGUACCAGUACCGCGACCCUGUGACAUCUGAACUCCUAGUUUGUGACCAGUGCACUCCUGGCACAGCCGUGAAACGACACUGCACUGCUGACACACCCACAGAGUGCCAGGCCUGUCCAGAGAAGCAUUUUGCUGAGAACUGGCACUGGGGGGAUACAUGCCAGUACUGCACCUCGGUGUGUAAGGAAAGGCAGCUCGUCAAGCAGCAAUGCAACAGCACUCAUGACCAGCUGUGUGAGUGUGCUCCAGGUUUCCACCUAGUGGUGGAGUUCUGCAUCACACACAGUACCUGCCCCCCUGGCCAUGGAGUGGCAGCUGCAGGUACACCAGUGAGUGACACCGUGUGUAAACGUUGUCCUGCUGGUCAUUUCUCCACCAGCGACUCCUCCACUGAGCAGUGUCAGCCCCACAGAAACUGCUCAGAUUUGGGCUUGAAGACACUGAGAUGGGGCACAUCAACUUCAGACAGCCUCUGUGACACUCAGGAGUGCUCUCAGCAUCACACUUCGUGCCACACUGAUGUGACCCUGUGUGAGGAAGCAGUCUACCAGUCACUGUCCUCACUGCGACUGUCCUCGGUGCCCCUGGAGCGGCUGUUGGAGAGCCUUCCCGGCCGGAGGGUGGAUCGUAAGAGCGUGGAGCGACUGAAGAAGGCCUGCUCUCCCCAGCAGCAGGUCCUCCAGCUGCUACGACUGUGGAGGGAGCAGAACAAAGACCAGGACAAGCUGUACGGCAUUAUACAAGGUGUGAACCACUGUGAAAGGAAAGUCUCCCGCUGCAACAGCCUAAAAAACCUGACUCUAGAUGACCUUCUGACGAUCACCAACAGCCUGCCAGGGGUUAAAGUUCAGCAGGAGGAUGUCCGAGCCGUGGUCUCUACCUGCCUGCCCAGGCAGUACAUCCUGCAGCUUCUUCACCUCUGGAAGUCAUCAAACUAUGAACUGGAUCUAGCCAAAGGUCUGUCUCACAGUUUGAAGGUGAUGCGCAGCCAGGGGGCACCACGCUAUCUGCUGAAAGGCCUAAAGAAGAUCAGCCGCAUCAUAGGAACCACCUCAGCACACAAGAUGUAUGAGAAGAUGUUUGUUAGUAUGCUUCAGGAUGAGUGUUUUAAGGCUUAUAAGCCAUUAAAUGAAUAGGGAAAUUGGGAGGUAGAAACAGGAAUAUAUGCCAUCUAAAGGAUACACAGACACUAAUGCAUUGUGAGAUAGGGAGCACAUAUAAAAAGACACAUACUUAUUGAACAGGGGGAUAAAUGUAUGUGAAACAGACAUGGGUCAGGUGAUAAUGUCACGUCUUUAAGAUAUCACUAAAUGAUGUCAAGCUAUGCAUUGUACCUAGAGGUAUUUUGUCUAACUGUAACGUAAAGGCAAGAUAGGAAGGUAAAUUGUUCUUUACCUCCUGGAUUUUUCUAUCAAAACCCUAUACCAAAAUAAGGACAUUUUGAUUAUAUGAGUUAACAAGGGAUGCUAAUAAAUUCCCCAGUUUACAGUAUCUGUCUGCAGUGAGGAAUCCUUAAAAGAAAAAAUAAUAAAACAAUCACACAUCUGUGUACUCCAGGUAAACGGAAACAAAAAAUAUAAAACAUGUUUCCUGGGAACGUUUUGACCAGAGUCUGUGAAAAAUGAAAAACUAUUUAAGAUGUAAAUAGCACACUAUUUUAUGGAAGAUAGGCUGGCAGAUGUUGUGUUUUUAUUAUUAUUGCUUUCUCGGUGAUUGAGAGGAAGGAUUAGGUUUCAUAAUGAAAUACAUGUAUUUUCUACAGUUUUCCUUUGUUUGUUGUUUUUUUUCUGGACUGCUGGCAAGUAAAGCUCAUCUAAUUUUUUUUAAAUUGUCAGCUUUAUGAAUGUACAAAGGAGUGCAAUGUGUUUUCUAUUUAAAAAAAAAUUUUACUUUCUGAAUAUGUAAAGGCUUGUUUUUAUUACUUUAUCAGAAAUACUGGAUUCCAAAUGCUGCAAGUUCAUGAAGUGAUAUUUGUUUUAUAUUUUGUUUUAUCACUUUUACAUUAUGAAAUGUAUGGUCUUUAUUGUAUAUAUGCCUGACUGGUCCUCUAAGCUUGUGUAACUUUGUGAACACUAAUGUC